AUGGCUGAAGUUGCCAAAGAAAUAUUAAGAGAUUUAUUAAAGGAAAGAUAUUUAAAAGAAACAGGUAGAGAAUGGGAGAAUAAUAGUUUUACUGGUGUUAGAUAUCUAAUUCAAAAACAACCAAUAAAUAAAGACUCUUUUGAAAUUGGUAGAAAAUUAAUGAAAGAGUACUUAACAGUAUUAAAACCCACCUUUAAUGGUGAUAUUGAAAUUGAUUUUUUAGUUGACACACUUCAAAUACCAAAAGAUCAACAACAACAAGAAAAUUGUGAUAGAGAAGCAUUGCAAUUGAAAGAGGAUGGAAAUUACUUUUAUGGUAAAUGUGAUUAUAAUAAAGCAGAAGUAAUGUAUAAUGAAGGUUUGAAAAUUCGUGGUAUUUCAAUGUACAUUAAAUCAAUACUUAGUUUAAAUUUAUCAACCUGUUUAUUGGCACAUUACAAUUUCCUUGCAAAAUAUGGUAAUUCCGAUGGAGAUCUUUUAUCAUUGGCACUUGGCCAUUCAAAAAAUGCAUGUUCAUGUAGACCAAUGUGGGUUAAAGCAUAUGUCAAAGCUGCUCAAAUUUUAAAAAUUCAAGGUGAAUUAUUACAAAGUUUUGAAAUGUUUCAAUCUGCAUUAUUAAUUAAUUUAAUAACAAAAGAAGAAAGAACAAGUGUUGAAAAAGAAUGUUGGGAUAUUGCUGGUGAAUUAAAAUUAAGAAUUGAUUCUCUUAGACACCAUGAUCGUAAUUCAACUGAUAAAAUUACUGAAAUAAAUACCACCACAACAACCACCGCCACUUCCCCUACUACUACCAGUACCACUACCACUACCACUACCACUACUACUACUACUCCAACAGAAACAGAGGGAACUACAACUACAACAUCACCAAUAAGAGAUAUUUUAAAAGAAGUUAAAAAAUAUAUUGAACAGAAUCCAUUAGGGGAGAAAUUUCCAAAGGUUUUAAUAAAGAGUGAUCAAGAUUUAUUAAAAGCAUUUGAUAAACAAUCAUUACAAGAACAAUCAAAAAUAACUGGAUUAUCAUUUGAACAUAUUUCAAAGUUAUCAUUUUGUAAUAUGGGAUAUUCUUUGAUGCUUCAAUCAAAAUUUAGAGAAGCCUUGCCAUACUUUUAUGCAUCUAAAUCAUUUUCAGGUUCAUUAUUUCAAAUGGGUCAUAUUUUUCAAAGCUCAUUAGGUAAUGCUGUACCAAAAGAUGAAAAAUUAGCAUUAUCAUUAUUUUAUCAAUCUGCACUUCAAAAUGAUAAAUUCCAAGUUCCAAAUCUUCAAAACAUUAAAGAUCCAAUAAAGUUAACUUAUUAUCAAAAGAAUAUGAUGGUACCAGAAUCUGCUUAUCAUGUCGGUAUAAUGUUUCAACGUGGUAUAUAUGGUGUUCAAAUUGAUUUUGAGAAAACUUUAUUUUUCUAUAAAAUAGCUGCUGAUUUUAAUCAUUUAAAUGCAUGUAAUAAUUAUGGUUCUCUAUUGUAUCAAGGAAUAUUAGGUCCUGGAAAAACUAAUAAAGAUCUUGGUUUAGAAUACAUUAAAAAAGGUGCAGAUUUAGGUGAUGAAAAUUGUAUUGAAAAGUACUCUCAACUUACAACAUCCAAAGAACAUGCAAAUUCAGUUAGUUUAAAGGAUCAUCUUUUAAAAUUUUCUAGAUGGUUAUUUAAUGAAUUUCAAUCAAUUGAACAAUUAAAUUUAAAUAAAAAGUAUGCAAUAAUACUAGAAGAAAUAGUUAAAUUUAAAGAACAAUCAUCAUCUUCUUCUUCUGCCUCUUCUUCUACUUCUGCCUCUUCUUUUUCACCAUUAUCAUUUUCAUUUCCUUCUUCUUCUACUUCUUCUCGAAAUCAAUUAAAAACAAAACAAUUGGAAAGAAUUUUAAAAACAUUAGAUUACACUAAUAAAUUUAUUGAUGGUUUCAAAUCAGUUACUUCAAAUCAAUCAAUAACAAUAAAUGAAAAAUUAAAAUUGGUUUCAAAUUUAUCAAUGGCCUAUCAAACGGAAUUAAAUUUUGUUUGUUUACCAGGUUUACUUCAUGGACAAACUAUUGAAUUAAUUAAUCAAUUAUUAAAAGUCCGUCCAAAUAAUAAACAUUUAAUAGUUUGUUUUAUUGGCUUACAUUUAUUAAAACCAACAAAAUAUAAAAAAUGUUUGGAAUUAAUCAACUCUUUAAAGAAUGAAUGUAAAAUUAUUACUGAAUUAGAGGACAACAUUGAUUUAAGUAAACUAGAUUUAAAUUCAACCUCAAAUUCAACCUUGACAUAUGAUUUAAAUUUUUUAAAAAGUAUGAUUCAUUUAUUGAUGGGUGAUUUUAAAUUAGGUUUAGAAACAUUAGAUUUAUGUAUUGAAGAUAGUGGUGCUGGUGCUGGUGUUGGUGUAGUUAAUGAAUAUUUCUAUUUCUAUAAAGCAUUUGCAUUGGAUUGUUUAAAUCAUUUAGAAACAAAUAUUGAAACAAAAUAUUCAUCAGAAUCAUUUUAUUUAAAAUAUUUAAGUAAUGCUCCACUAGAUGGAUUCAGAGUACCAGAUGCACUCUUAAGACUAUCAAUAAUCAACUCUGAAAAAAAUAAAAAAAUUAAUUCAUUAGAAUUCCUUCAAAAAUUUAAAGAAUAUAAGAAAUUACCAAUCAAUGAUUUGGUUAAUUUUAACCAUUAUAUUUUUUCAUCUGCAGAAUUUGAUAAACAAAUGAUAUUCCAACAAAAUUUAAUCUCAAAAAUUACUCCAUAA
Messenger RNA from Dictyostelium discoideum AX4, 2700 nucleotides. RefSeq lists its product as hypothetical. Lineage: Eukaryota; Evosea; Eumycetozoa; Dictyosteliales; Dictyosteliaceae. The transcript has a single exon. The coding region runs from base 1 to 2700 and encodes 899 amino acids. The record is from RefSeq and is a predicted model, not a curated record.